Molecule: messenger RNA, 2332 nt
Organism: Amaranthus tricolor (Joseph's coat)
Lineage: Eukaryota; Viridiplantae; Streptophyta; Magnoliopsida; Caryophyllales; Amaranthaceae
Exons: 4
Coding region: 270-2024 (584 amino acids)
Molecular function (GO): protein binding
Source: RefSeq, a predicted model, not a curated record
UUUAACAAGAUGCUAAUAUAAUUAAUUUAUUAUAAAUUAGUGAGAAAUUUGGUCAAAAAAAUAAUUUUCUAAUAGUGUAAAAAGUAUCAAGUGUUAUUGAUUCGGAACGAAUAGAGUAGUGAUUACUAAGUGAGUCUUUGAAGUGUUUAUAUGGUUGGUAGUAAAAUCUGAUAAUUUUUUAUUGCAAAAAAUUUCAGCUCUUCUUUGAGUUGCCAAAUGAGAGUUUACGAGCUUUUGAUCUUGAAGAGUUGAGAGUUGACCAAUCACAUAUGACAAUGGAGUUGUCAGAUGAAGAACAGUUUUGGAAUACAGUGAAAGAUUUGGAAACGGGAAAAGGCAUAGAGGAAAUGGGACAAUUGUGGGAUUACAUAGAUGAUGAGGUUAAUUCUUCUCAUCCUCUUUUUCCCCAACUGCAGGAAUCCCUCAUGGAUGUAGUUGAAUCUUAUUAUCCUCCACCUAAAUUACUCAAACUAACGUCUGAUAUUCCUACUCAAGAUCUCAACUAUUAUUUGCGUGCGAAGCUGCAAUACUUGAUCUUAGAUUUGUCGACUGAUAUCGAGAGUUUAUCGAAUUCGUUAGGCGAGUUGCAAAGUUUACAACAUCUCACCAUAACAGGCAAUAAACUCAGUUGCCUUCCUACCAACAUCACAAGACUAACAAACCUGCAAGAGUUGGAACUCCAUUGGUGUCCUAACCUCGAAUAUUUGCCUCAAAAUUUUGGGGAGUUUGUCAGCUUGACAGAACUCAGUAUAAAGGGUUGCAAAAUCAGGGAGCUUCCCAAAAGCAUAAUCAACCUAAAAAAACUGCUUAUUUUGGAUGUGGAACAGUGCUUAAGGCUUGAAAAUUUUCCCCCAAGUUUCGAUCAAUUGGUGAGCUUGAACAAACUCAGUUUUACAUAUUGUGGGAUCAAAUACCUUCCUACAAACAUACUGAAGCUGCACAAGUUGAAGAUUUUGGAUCUUCGAGGCUGUUUUAAACUGAAAGCAUUGCCUCCGUAUUUGAGUCAGUUGGUGAACUUGGAGAAGCUUCAUAUAAGGGAAACCAAUAUUAAGUUGCUUCCUUGCAGUAUCAAAAGUCUUAAAAACCUGAAAGUGUUGGAUCUGCCAGAUUGUUACGGCUUUAGAUAUUUGAUCCAUAAAAAGGAUAAGCUUUUCGAUAAAAUUCCUCCCGACAAGUUUGUUGAUGAUGAAGCAAUAUUAAACCAUGAUUCUGAUGUAGAAAGGAAUAGGAUUCUAUGUGUUGGAGACGAUUCUCAUGUCAGUGAUGCCUCAAAUUUGGCAAUUCGAAGCAAUGAUCAUCCCUGUGAUGGAGAUCAGCAGACGGGUAUUAUUGCUUCACAAGACAAUGAUAUGAUGCUGGCACCACUUGCUGGAGGUAUGUCUGUAUAUACUUCAAUUCAUGAAAGUCACAUAACAAUGAACAUCAGUGAACGUAUCAACACGGACAAACAAGUAACUUCGGAAAGUCUAUUUUCAUAUUUGGCUCAAGGGAAGAAGCUGCAAGAUGCUGCCGAUGAAGCUGGCGUCAGUAGAUCAACGUUCAAACGCAGAUGUAGAAAGAAUGGGAUUCAGAACUGGGCUAAACGAAAAAACAACACCAACCAUCUUAAUGCCAACAAGUACAAACGCAAUACAAUGCCAGUCGAUACAUUCAUGUUUCAUGACGCAUCAAAGACAAGUACGAAGGAAGCUUUCCGCGUAGUGUCUCAACAAGAUGCAGGAGCUUGUGAAUAUAGUUCUCGUGUGAAUAAAGCUGCAAGUUCAAUCCAAUUCCUAGUUAAGGCAUCAUAUAAAGAUGACAUUUUAAGGUUUAACUUGGAAUCUACAUCGAGUAUGGCUGAGCUCAAGGAAAAGGUGCAGGAAAGAGUACAAGUACUAGAAGAUGGUAAAUUUAAGAUCAAAUAUCAAGAUGAUGAUGAAGACUGGGUGAUCAUGGCUUGCAAUGACGAUUUACAAGAUUGUUUUCGUCUUUCAACGUUGUCCAGAAAAGAUCGUGUUACAUUGAAGAUUCUUGACUCUCUCUAGUAUUAGCUUUGUAGUUUGUGUAGUUUGUAGUUAGGUUAUACGUCGAUUAAGUUUGUUUGCUAAUGAGGUCAAUGAAAAAUAUUACUCAACAGAGAUUCCUGAAUUUAAUAUUGUAUUCUCAUAUAUGAAAGAAAAAAAAUAAUAACCGUUGAGAUUGAGGUGACAAUACAAGUGAAUGCAUUGUCUUUCACAAUAGUGCCACAUUUGUCUCCUUUUCCAUCUUUUGCUAUAUAUAUAUCUACAAGGUAUUGUAAUAGAUAGACGAGAAAUGUAAUAGAAAGAUAAAACAGAUACAAGUUUAUCUCUUA